AUGAAGGUUGCAGUCGGCACUGGACCGAGCUCUAGCUCGACGUCUGGGCUUUCGUUAAAGCGCGCCUCUUCUGGAGUAGAAGAUGCAUCAGUGAAAUCAUCGCGAGUAGUAUUAUCAGGGACUACACCAACAACUGCAGCAAAAUCAGGACCAGCAGCAGUGUUGCCUGCAACCGCAGCAGAACAAGUGCCUGCACCUACAGCUGGUCCGCCUACACCUACCGAAGAAGGAGUAUCGGCGACAACAGCAGCACCACCGACGACAGCAGUACCUGCGACCACUACAGGAGUGUCGGCAACGACAGGAGUAUCCGCGACCACUACAGUCGUAUUGGCGGCCACUACAGCAGUAGAAAUACCCGCGAUCACAGCAAAGUCUCCCGUCACUGCAACAGUACCCACUACUACGAAACCAGUAUCGCCACUAAAAUCAACAUCACCAACAAGCGCUGCAGGAAAAGGAGUCGGCAAUUAUAGCAUCCACGCUACCGCUACGGAAAGAAGUACUAGUAGCACGGCACCAGCGACGUCUUUAGCGAGUAACACUUCAGCAAGUACUAGCACUUCAGCGGAUACUAACGCUUCAGCGGAUACUAACGCUUCAGCGAAAACUAGCACUGCAGCAAAUGUCAACACUUCAGAAGCUGCUAGUGCUCUCAACAAAAAAGAAGCUACAGCUUCCACAUCUUCGUCUUCCUCUUCCCGCACAAAAGAUGUAGAACCGAGAAAAGAAAACCAGGCCACGAAUGUUUGGGAACGUGAGAGUGCGCGACUACUCCGCUAUCUCGACCGGGACUAUCCAUGUGAGACUGCUGAGGGGCUGCGAAAC
This is a messenger RNA of Amoebophrya sp. A25, 828 nucleotides long. Lineage: Eukaryota; Dinophyceae; Syndiniales; Amoebophryaceae. The record is from the annotation of a GenBank genome assembly.